AUGGCUUUCUCCGCUUCAACUGUUCUACCGCGACUGGGCACUCUGGCGCAGCAGAGCACGACACAUGUGGUACUUGAUGAUGGCGAUGCAAGUGUGGAACUGCUGUCGAAGGAUCCACCGUACACCGUUCUAGCUAACGCCAGCCACGUUAUAUCGGGAAUUGUUGGAAACGUCUGGUCCCAGCUGGCCGACGCACUGAACUUUACUUACACUGUACAGCGUGCCCCGGACGGCCAGUUUGGAAUGCUGCUUCACACCGGUAACUGGACGGGAUUAAUGAAAACUCUGGUGGAAGGCCAGGCCGAUGUGGCGGUCUCAGCAGUGGGUGUUUCCAACCAGAGAAAGGAGUAUGUGGACUUCACACACCCGAUCGUACACCACUGGAAACAUGUGUUCAUGAACAAGCCCACCGGUGGCGACCCGAUCUCCGGCGCCUUCCUGUUCGUUUUUCACUGGACUUUGCUGCUAGCGUUAGCACUCUGCACAGUGGUUGGAUGGUGGGCAAUGGCGGCCUUAUACUGGGCUGAACGGCAAUACGGACUGGCUGCUACUAAGGAGGGAAAUUAUGGACUCUGGGACUGUCUGGUGAUCGCAAUGUGCGCCGUUUUUCAGCAGGGUCCCGAGUACAAUCCAGACGGCCUGGGCUCUCGUUUUCUUCUCUGGACGCUGUUCGUUGCCAUGUUCAUGAUCAAUGCAUCUUACUCGGCCGUCCUCACCUCGUAUCUGGCCAUUAAAAAUGAGGACGUGCCCAUUAAAAACUUUGAUGAGUUCCUGCAAGAUGGCAGCUACACGCUCGCGCUCAGGAAUAACACGAUCUAUGUGGAGGAUUUCAAGACUGCUAAUAAGAGAACCCUUCAGCGGAUUUUCGAGAAGCACGUGGAAGUGAUGUCAGAUGAUGACGUCAUACAGCAAAGAAUGAAAACAGACGAUAAGCUGGCCUUCUUCAAAUUUUACACGGGAGCUGAAGACUGUAGCCUGUUCAGUUUUCGAGCUGAACAGUUUUCACCCGUGCUCGCAAUGGCACUGCAAAAUAACUCACCCUACAGGAUAUUCUUCAACUAUCAUCUGAGCAGACUGGACGAGGGAGGAAUCCUGGACCGGUUAGAUCGUCAGUGGACCUACGUGCCAGUGGGCGACCAGUGUCAAGACUCCAACGAGGUGGUUGCCGGCCUACCCACCGUUUUCACCGCCUUCACGGCUCUCGGUGUAGGCGUGGCCAUCAGUGUAGCCAUCCUGGCUGCCGAAAUAAUCUGGUUCCGUCGAAAAAGGGACCGCGCUCGCGCCCGAGAGCUGCUGCUCCGCUGGGGCGGCGGCGCCCUGGUGCACCCUGAGGGCGCCGCGGGCGCCGGGGCCGUCAUGGGCGCCCGCAGACAUCGUUCUGAGGGCGCCGCAGUGCCGUGGAAACCGGUACAGGCGGUGGCCAGGUUCAAGGGGAAAGAGACGACGGCUAAGACAGGCCUGUUCCUGCAGCGUGUCCAGAAGCUCCAGGAACAGAGCCAGUGGCCGACAAAGGGGACCCCGAUGCCAUCCAAGCGUCAAGCGUCUGGUGGAAGGCGGUCUCUCUCUACAGAUUAUGGGAAUAUCAGUCCAACGGAGAACAGCAGACUGUUAGAGGGGGAUGGGGAGGGGCCCGAUACACCUUAGAAGGGUGUAUUUCGUCUAUCGAUACACCGGUUACAUCCUAGUUUGGUGUAACGGUCUAUGCAUACACCUUUUGGGUGUAUACCGUCUAUAGUUAAUACACCGUAGAUAUACACCUUAGUUGGCUAUAUACGGUCUUUACAUGCAUCUUAGGGUUAAACCUAAGCCCGAAUACACCUUAGAGUGUAUCAGGACGUCGGCCUUAUCAUAAACGCUGGCAAGUUUCAAAACACUGUCGUUAUGCAUGUAGACAUAACGACAGCAUAUAGACAAAGUGCUGGAUAUGCUCGUGAUGAGUGAUGUGAUAAUUAGCUGCAUUGUGAUACCAGGCCUUUAUAUAUCGGUAGCUACGAACGGCAUGUUGUUACAUUUAUUGUGUCAAUGUUUUGUGCUGAAAAUGUCAUCUAUUUAGGCCUUUAUUUGCCUCGGUAAUUGCAUAUGAGAAAUGAGCGUAUUAGAUCGCUGUCAUUAUUUUGUCUUGGUCAGAUUUUGUCAUAUAUGCUGACAGUAUCGGUUGCACUGAAAUUUGAUUCCCUCACUCAAUAUACAGUCGUAAGAAGUGACUGUUGGAUAGGUAGUCCAGCCUUUUAUGUAUAGCUAAUAGCCAUGACUUCAAGAAUAUACAUAUGGCACACAGUUGAAACCAUUUCUGUUUCAGUCAUUGAUCAGAAACACCCAUUUUAAAACAACUUAUUCCAACGUUUCUUGUUGUGCUUGCAUGUGCACAAGUGUGUGCAUUUUAUGCAGAUACUGUCCUUGACUACAGAUGUUUCGAUAUAUGUACGACUUACGUCUCGCUUUAUAAUUGUGGCCGUGCUUGAGCUAAAGAAACUGGUCACAGCAAAUGUGUGUAAACGCUGGCCUUGUGUGAACUGUGAAAGCUAUCUCUAGUGUGUUGUAGCCGUUUCGAUUUACCUGUUAUCGUGAU
Molecule: messenger RNA, 2569 nt
Organism: Amphibalanus amphitrite
Lineage: Eukaryota; Metazoa; Arthropoda; Thecostraca; Balanomorpha; Balanidae
Product: glutamate receptor ionotropic, kainate 1-like
Exons: 11
Coding region: 1-1644 (547 amino acids)
Cellular component (GO): membrane
Molecular function (GO): glutamate-gated receptor activity
Source: RefSeq, a predicted model, not a curated record